GUUUGUCCUUAUUUACAGGUAGGCGAAAACCAAGAGUACAUCGGCCUCGUUCUCCAAUAUUAGAAGAAAAAGACAUCCCACCCCUUGAAUUUCCGAAGUCCUCUGAGGAUUUAAUGGUGCCUAAUGAGCAUAUAAUGAAUGUCAUUGCCAUUUAUGAGGUCGUGCGGAACUUUGGCAAUGUUUUAAGGUUGUCCCCUUUUUGCUUUGAGGACUUCUGUGCAGCUCUGGUGAGCCAAGAGCAGUGUACACUCAUGGCAGAGAUGCACGUGGCGCUUCUGAAAGCAGUUCUUCGUGAAGAGGACACGUCUAACACCACCUUUGGCCCUGCGGAUUUGAAAGACAGUGUGAAUUCCACUCUGUAUUUCAUCGAUGGGAUGACCUGGCCGGAGGUCCUAAGGGUCUACUGUGAGAGUGAUAAGGAAUACCAUCAUGUUCUUCCUUACCAGGAGGCUGAGGAUUAUCCGUACGGACCAGUGGAGAACAAAAUCAAAGUUCUGCAGUUUCUAGUCGAUCAGUUCCUUACAACCAACAUUGCCCGUGAGGAGCUGAUGUCUGAAGGAGUAAUCCAGUAUGAUGACCACUGUAGGGUCUGUCACAAACUGGGGGAUCUACUCUGCUGUGAGACGUGCUCGGCUGUGUACCAUUUAGAGUGUGUGAAGCCACCUCUUGAAGAAGUGCCGGAGGACGAGUGGCAGUGUGAAGUCUGUGUGGCACACAAGGUACCUGGUGUGACUGACUGUGUCGCUGAAGUCCAAAAGAAUAAACCCUACGUCCGACAUGAGCCUAUUGGGUAUGACAGGAGCCGUAGGAAAUACUGGUUCUUAAACCGAAGACUCAUAAUAGAAGAAGACACAGAAAAUGAAAACGAGAAGAAAGUUUGGUACUACAGCACAAAGGUCCAGCUUGCAGAAUUAAUAGACUGUCUAGACAAAGAUUACUGGGAAGCAGAGCUGUGCAGAGUUCUAGAAGAUAUUCGGGAAGAGAUGCAGCAGCAUAUGGACGUGACUGAAGACCUGACCAAUAAGGCUCGUGGCGGCAACAAGUCCUUCCUGGCGGCAGCUAACGAGGAAAUUUUGGAUUCCUUAAGAAUCAAACGAGGGGAAGAUAUUGACUGUGAUCAGGGCCCAGAAGGCACAGACAAGCGUGAGGGCGAGAGCGACAGCUCCAAGGAUGCUGAGAAGAGCAGAGAGGAGGCUGAGGACCCGUCUCUGGACAAGGAUGCUGACAGCAAAGUCCUGGAGGAGGAGACCGGGCAAGGAAAACCUGAGGAGCCAACAGAAGUUGGGGAUAAAGGUAACUCUGUGCCAGCAAAUCUUGGUGACAACACAGCAAAUGCUUCUUCAGAAGAGACUAGUCCCUGUGAAGGGCGGAGCCCCGAGGGCUGUCUCUCAGAGACCCAUGAUAGCAGCAGCAUGGCAGAGAAGAAGGUGACAUCUGAGCUCCCCCCGGACGUACCAGAAGACUCUAACAAGACAUGUGACAGCAGUAACACUAGUGCCACCACUGCCUCCAGCCAGCCUAAUCUGGAGAACUGCAGCAGCGGGCUCACUUCUCCCCAGAGUGACUCUGCUAAGGCAGCGGAUGAUCCUGAGAUUGGAGAAAGUGACUCCCAUACACCUGUCUCUGUUCACGAAGAGAUAGGUGAUUUCAGACUGGAGAAGCCCAAUGGAGAAGUAUCCGAGUCCCCGGGAGCUGGGAAAGGAGCGUCUGGGUCUACUCGUAUUAUUACCAGACUGAGGAACCCCGAGAGCAAACUCAGUCAGCUCAAGAGUCAGCAGGUGGCAGCUGCGGCCCAUGAAGCAAAUAAAUUGUUUAAGGAGGGCAAAGAGGUGCUGGUGGUUAACUCCCAAGGAGAGGUGUCGCGGCUGAGCACAAAAAAGGAGGUGGUCAUGAAAGGGAACAUCAAUAAUUAUUUUAAGCUGGGACAAGAAGGGAAGUAUCGAGUCUACCACAAUCAGUACUCGACCAAUUCCUUUGCUCUGAAUAAGCACCAGCACAGAGAAGACCAUGAUAAGAGGAGGCACCUUGCACAUAAGUUCUGUCUCACUCCAGCUGGGGAGUUCAAGUGGAGUGGGUCUGUUCACGGCUCUAAAGUCCUGACCAUCUCCACGCUGAGACUCACCAUCACACAGCUGGAGAGCAACAUCCCUUCGUCCUUUCUUCACCCUAACUGGGCGUCACACAGGGCUAAUUGGAUCAAGGCCGUUCAGAUGUGUAGUAAACCCAGAGAAUUUGCAUUGGCUCUCGCAAUUUUGGAGUGUGCAGUUAAGCCGGUUGUGAUGCUGCCAAUAUGGAGGGAGUCUUUAGGACAUACCAGGUUACAUAGGAUGACAUCAAUUGAAAGGGAAGAAAAGGAGAAAGUUAAAAAAAAGGAGAAAAAACAAGAGGAGGAGGAGACAAUGCAGCAGGCCACAUGGGUAAAAUACACAUUUCCCGUGAAACACCAGGUUUGGAAGCAGAAAGGGGAGGAAUACAGAGUGACAGGGUAUGGUGGCUGGAGCUGGAUCAGUAAGACACAUGUUUACAGGUUUCUUCCCAAGUUACCAGGCAACACGAAUGUAAACUACAGAAAACCUUUUGAUGGAGCCAAAAAUAAUACAGAUGAAAAUAAGGAUGAGUCAGAGAAAAGAAAAAGUCCACGAAGUCCAAAAAAAUUGAAGACAGAAUGUGAUUCUGAUAAAGGUGAGGUGAGAGAUGCAGACUCCACAGCUGGAGCCGCCACAGGGACAAUGGAGCUGUCUAAGGCGCCUGAGAAGAAGGACCAAGAUGUAAAAGAACUUUUAGAUUCUGAUAAUGACAAAUCCUUCAAGGAAGAACCAAUGGAGAUUGACGAUAAUGUGAAAACAGAGUCACAUAUGAGCAGUCAGGAAAGUGCAGAGGUCGAUGUGGUCAAUGUCAGUGAGGGCUUCCAUCUAAGGACUAGUUAUAAGAAGAAAACGAAAUCCUCUAAGCUGGAUGGGCUUCUGGAACGGAGGAUUCGACAAUUUACCCUGGAAGAGAAACAGCGGCUUGAGAAGUUAAAGCUGGAGAGUGGGGUAAAAGGGGGCACGCCCCCCGCGGGUGCUCUGAAAGGCUCCCCUGAGUCUCCAGUGUCCACAAAAGCAAAUGAAGGAUAUCAGGGCGACUUGCUUAGACAGGAACAAAGCCCCAGUCCAAGUCAGGCUAGCACUGUGGACUUGGGGCUGGGGGGCUCACAAAGUGAUCCCUUGGCUCUUGGCAUCGGUGCUCCUAGUCUCAGCACACACAAACCUGAUCCAAAAGAUCAAGUAUUAGAUGAUGUCUCCAUUCAGAGUCCAGGGCCACACUGUCACAACUCUGUUGAAAGCAACCUAGAUGCCAGGAUCUCUGAACUUGGCAGUAAGGGACUGGAACUAAGUCAGACUAAAACAAAAGUGACUGACUCUUUCACUGAUGACUGUAAACCAAGCAGUGCAGAUGAUGUUGGCACUUUGACCUGUAAGAGCAAGAAGCUGCUCCCACAGGAAGAUGGCAGCGUCAUGUCUUCUUCAGCUCCAUCCGUACCUAAAAGCCCCCAUGACAGAGAUGCUCAGGCCUUCCCAAAAGCAAUGGACUUCGAUGGAAGACUAGGUGGUGAUUCUGAAUAUAGUAGCACUUUGGAAAAUAGCUCUGAUACUGUGUCUACUAGGGACAGUGCUGAAGAAGAUAUGCUUGUUCAGAACAGCAAUGAAGCCACCUCUAAACGGUUCAUAACUUCAGACCAAGGCGUGGAAAGUGUGGAGCUGACCAAAUGUCAGUUCGUUUCUAAGUCCACUGAAAAUUGUGAAGACAAACUACAGGGUAAGGUAACUGAAGCAAAUGGUAAGAAACUGGGCCAGCAUCAAAAGCCAGAGGAGAGAGCAGUUAACAGAUGUUCUGAGCAGGUCAGCCUAAGGCACAGCACUGACAGAAAGAGCAGUGAAACCCGAGAGUCUGAGAAGAAAGUACAGAAAGCAAAUAAAUUUCAAAUAAACGGCAAAGAUAGUAAAGCCAAGGGGUACCUGAAAGGGUCAUGUGUGAAGGAUGGCUCUGGUGGUAAGGUUGUGAGUGGUACUGUUGAACCAAAGGUCAAUAAGAUCAAUAACGUCAUCCCUGCAAAUAACAAGUCACUGCCUGGGAAGGAAUCUGUUGUGAAGCCGUUCAUUAACGGCGACAUUGUUAUGGAAGAGUUCGGUGAACAAAACACUGCAGAAACAAACUCAUAUUCACUGAGUUCUUCAGAUGCCAAAGGUAAUCACCAAGAUGGCCUCUAUACCCUACCAUCCACCAAAGAGUCUGCCAGUGCCCAGGUAAUCAAACCCUCAGCCCCUUGUCCAGAUCUAAACUCACUCAAUCAGGUAGAAGAUAUGGAAACUGAAAGUGCAGAGGUUAAAAAAUUUACCCCAUCUCCUGUUACGACUGGAGAGGACCUUAACAAGGGAUUCUCGGAUGAAAAUGGUCUACCUUCCAGCAAAGACGGGAAUGUCAGUGGAGAGUCCCAAAGAAAGACAGUCAUCACAGAAGUCACCACCAUGACAUCCACUGUAGCCACAGAGUCAAAGACUGUCAUUAAGGUAGCAAAGGGGGACAGGCAAACUGUGGUUUCUUCCACAGAAAAUUGUGCCAGAUCCACAGUCACAACGACCACUACCACUGUGACAAAGCUCUCCACACCCUCCCCAGACAGCGGGGUGGAUACCAUCUCUGUAAAGGAGCAGAGUAAAACUGUGGUCACCACGACAGUGACGGACUCCCUGACCACUGCAGGAAGCACACUGGUGACAUCUAUGACAGUGAGCAAAGAGUAUUCCACACGAGACAGAGUAAAGCUGAUGAAGUUUUCAAGACCCAAGAAGACGCGUUCAGGAACAGCCCUGCCAUCCUAUAGGAAGUUCGUUACCAAGAGCAGCAAAAAGAGCAUAUUCGUGUUACCUAACGAUGACUUGAAAAAGCUGGCCAGAAAAGGAGGGAUCCGGGAAGUCCCUUACUUUAAUUAUAAUGCAAAGCCUGCCUUGGACAUAUGGCCAUAUCCUUCUCCUAGACCAACCUUUGGUAUCACGUGGAGGUAUAGACUUCAGACGGUAAAGUCCUUAGCAGGGGUGAGCCUGAUGCUACGGUUACUGUGGGCCAGUUUGAGAUGGGAUGAUAUGGCGGCCAAGGCUCCUCCAGGAGGAGGGUCUACACGGACAGAAACAUCUGAAACUGAAAUCACAACCACAGAGAUAAUUAAGAGGCGAGAUGUGGGUCCUUAUGGCAUUCGUUCUGAGUAUUGUAUCAGGAAGAUCAUUUGCCCCAUCGGAGUUCCAGAAGCACCAAAAGAAACACCCACACCUCAGCGGAAAGGUCUUCGAUCAAGUGCACUUCGGCCAAAGAGACCAGAGACACCCAAGCAGACGGGCCCUGUUAUCAUUGAGAGCUGGGUGGCUGAAGAGGAGUUGGAGCUCUGGGAGAUCAGGGCCUUUGCUGAGAGAGUGGAGAAAGAAAGGGCUCAGGCGGCGGAGCAGCAGACUAAGAAACGUUUGGAGCAGCAGAAGCCUGCAGUCAUUGCGGCAUCCACCACGUCCCCAGCAAACAAUACAAGCAGCACCGUCUCUCCAGCUCAGAAGGUGAUGGUGGCUCCCUUAAGUGGCUCGGUCACCCCUGGAACGAAGAUGGUGCUAGCCACAAAAGUCGGCUCUCCUGCCACAGUCACAUUCCAGCAAAACAAGAACUUCCAUCAAACUUUUGCCACGUGGGUGAAGCAAGGCCAGUCCAAUUCAGCCACCAGCACAGCUGCCACCUCUGCUACCACCAUUGCCAGCACAGGUCAGACGUUCCAAAUUACAGGCAAUCCCGUCACUAUGGCAGGAAAAGUAAUUACCAAAUUGCCACUUCCUGCAAACAGCAAGAUUGUCGCUGUAAAUGUGCCGGCAACACAAGGAGGCGUGGUCCAGGUACAGCAGAAGGUUCUGGGAAUCAUUCCAUCGACCACAGGUCCAAGCCAGCAAACCUUUACUUCAUUCCAGCCCAGGACUGCAACCGUCACAAUUAGGCCCAAUACCUCAGCCUCUGCAGGAACCACUACCACAUCACAGGUGAUCACGGGGCCUCAGAUUCGCCCUGGCAUGACUGUGAUUAGAACGCCACUCCAGCAGCCAGCACUGGGAAAAGCAAUCAUUCGAACACCAGUGGUGGUGCAGCCAGGUGCACCCCAACAAGUGGUGACUCAAAUCAUCCGAGGACAGCCUGUUUCCACUGCCAUCUCUGCUCCAAGUACGGGUUCUUCAGCAUCUGUGCAAAAGGGCUUAACUCCAGGAGCAGCGGCUGGGACUCUGCAGCCUGCAGCCCCACACAGCCCUCGCCCUCAGCAAGGGCAAGUGAAGCUCACCAUGGCUCAGCUCACUCAGCUAACACAGGGCCACGGAGGCAACCAAGGUUUAACAGUAGUGAUUCAAGGACAAGGACAGACUACUGGACAGUUGCAGUUGAUACCUCAGGGGAUGACGGUCCUUCCGGGGCCAGGGCAGCAGCUCAUGCAAGCCGCAAUGCCGAAUGGCACUGUUCAGCGCUUCCUCUUUACCCCACUGUCCACAUCGGCCACGCCCACCAGCAGCAGCAGCCCUGCCAGUGCUGCGGCAGCAGGCUCAGGGGAACAAAAACAGAGUAAAUUAUCACCCCAGACCCAGGCACAACCAGCCACAACCCUGGCACCAACUCAGCCAUCAAGUGUGAGUCCUGCAGAAGCCCAGCCACAGCCUGCUCAGCCUGCUGCAGCACAGCCCCAGCCCCAGCCCCAGCCCCCAGCUCAGCCUGAAGUCCAGACCCAGCCCGCUGUCUCGUCCCAUGUCCCUUCUGAAACACAGCCCUCCCAAGCACAGUCAUCCAAACCCCUGGUCGCAACACAGUGUCAGCUUCAGAGCAGUGUACCAGGACAGUCUCCUGCUCGUGUCCAGAGCCCACCAUUGACUCGAAUACGUCCAUCAACUCCAUCCCAAGUGACUCCUGGACAGCAAUCCCAGGUUCAGACUACAGCCUCACAGCCGAUUCCAAUUCCGCCCCCCACAUCUCUGCAGGCACCUUCCCAAGGCCAGCCACAGUCACAGCCCCAGGUACAGUCUUCAACUCCAACUCUUUCAUCAGGACAGACAUUAAAUCAAGUUACUGUUCCAUCCCCAUCCCGUCCUCAGCCACAAACACAGCAGCCACAGCCCCAAGUCAUUGCUGGGCCUCAGCUCCAGCAAGUCCAGGUUCUCUCUCAGAUCCAGUCGCAGGUUGUGGCUCAGACACAGGCUCAGCAAGGUGGUGUGCCCCAGCAAAUCAAACUGCAGUUGCCCAUUCAAGUUCAGCAAAACAGUGCUGCACAGACUCAGCAUACUCAGAGUGUGGUCACAGUGCAGGCAGCCAGUGUGCAAGAGCAGUUGCAGAGGGUUCAGCAACUCAGGGAUCAGCAGCAAAAGAAGAAGCAGCAGAUAGAAAUUGAGCGUGAACACACCCUCCAAGCUUCUAACCAAAGUGAAAUCAUUCAGAAACAGGUGGUGAUGAAGCAUAAUGCUGUAAUAGAACAUUUAAAACAGAAAAAGACCAUGACUCCAGCUGAAAGAGAAGAAAAUCAAAGAAUGAUUGUCUGUAACCAGGUGAUGAAGUAUAUUCUGGAUAAGAUAGAUAAAGAAGAAAAACAGGCAGCCAAGAAACGCAAGCGGGAGGAGAGUGUGGAGCAGAAGCGGAGCAAGCAGAAUGCCAGCAAGCUCUCUGCUCUGUUGUUCAAACACAAGGAGCAGCUCAAAGCCGAGAUCCUGAGAAAGAGAGCGCUCCUGGACAAAGAGCUACAGAUCCAAGUGCAGGAAGAGCUGAAGAGAGACCUGAAAAUGAAGCGAGAGAGGGAGAUGGCCCAAGCGGUACAGGCCAGUGCUGCUGCAGUGCCCACACCCUCCGUACCAGCGCCAGUACCAGCACCUGCACCGGCAGCUCCUCCAGCUCCUCCUCCUUCUCCACCUCCCUCCACACACAGUCUGCCAUCUGCAGGCCACCCCACAGCCACCCUGCCUGCCACUUCCCAGAAGAGGAAGCGGGAGGAGGAGAAGGACUCUAAGUCCAAGAGGAAGAAGAUGAUCUCCACCACCUCCAAGGAGGCCAAGAAAGACACCAGGCUAUACUGCAUCUGCAAGACACCCUACGAUGAGUCCAAGUUCUAUAUUGGCUGUGAUCUUUGUACUAACUGGUAUCAUGGAGAAUGUGUUGGCAUCACAGAAAAGGAGGCUAAGAAAAUGGAUGUGUACAUCUGUAAUGAUUGUAAGCGGGCACAAGAGGGCAGCAGUGAGGAAUUGUACUGUAUCUGCAGGACACCUUAUGAUGAGUCACAAUUUUAUAUUGGCUGUGAUCGGUGUCAGAAUUGGUACCACGGGCGCUGUGUUGGCAUCUUGCAAAGUGAGGCAGACCUCAUUGAUGAGUAUGUCUGUCCACAGUGCCAGUCGACAGAGGACGCCAUGACAGUGCUCACACCACUGACAGAGAAAGAUUAUGAGGGCUUGAGGAGGGUGCUGCGCUCCUUACAGGCCCAUAAGAUGGCGUGGCCUUUCCUUGAACCUGUAGAUCCCAAUGAUGCACCAGAUUAUUACGGUGUUAUUAGAGAGCCAAUGGACCUUGCCACCAUGGAAGAAAGAAUACAAAACCGAUAUUAUGAAAGGCUGACAGAGUUCGUGGCAGAUAUGACCAAAAUUUUUGAUAACUGCCGUUACUACAAUCCCAAUGACUCCCCUUUCUACCAGUGUGCAGAAGUUCUUGAAACAUUCUUUGUACAGAAACUAAAAGGAUUCAAGGCCAGCAGGUCUCAUAACAACAAGCUGCAAUCUACAGCUCCUUAGAACUCAGCAUGUCACCUAAGCUAGGCACAGCAAGGCUGGCGGCUGAACUGUUUAAAUUAAAGCGCCAGAUGUUUUCAGUCAGGCUAUCCUGACAAGACCGUAACCUCGUUCAUAUUGGUCACAACAGUCCAGUUGUAUUCUUGGCCAAUUUUGUCCAACGGACAAAGGAAAAGCAAAGUCAACGGCACCGUUGUCUUGUUGAGAGCAAAUGGCUUUACUAUUGUGGCAGAAGCAGGAAAACUGUUUAUUGAGAAAAAGAAAAAGAAAAAGCAAGAAAAAAAAAAGAUACUAUGGGGUGAAGUGUGACUCCGUGGAAAUGCCGCGUCUGCUCUUCAGUGAAGAAGCUGCUCAGAGUCUCACAGAAAACUCUCUGACUGUAUUUAUUUAUUGUUGCAAAAAAAAAAAAAAAGACGCUUUUUUAUUGCUGCCCUCAUUUGUCAGCUAAUUAUUUUUUCUUAUACAAAUCCAGCCCUGGUUCCGUGUAUCCACCCUGUAUCUUAUCAUGAUCCCUGUAGGUGAAGUACAAGGCGACCUCUGGGUGUCUUUUCUUUCUAUGAAAGGAGCUGCUAUGUACAAUUGUGCACACAACUGGGAAUCAACCAUGACUUUACUGUUCACGGGAGACACAAGUGAAGCUUCCAGAAAGGCCGGGCUAAGCGGUCCUGGACUACGGACGUCAUGGCCUUGAAUAUACCAGGACAAAUUGUCAUUUACUCUGCACCAGGCUAAAUGAGCAAAAUCUAUUUGAAGGUAUCUUGUUUGUAAACAUUGUCAGAUUCUAAUUUUUUUCUUUUUGUAUUAAAAUUCAACUAUGGAUGUAUAUGAAUCGAAAUAAAUGGAGAUAAUUUUUCUCCCACAGAUGGAGGUCUCUUUGAAUGUGCGCUAUGAUUACCUGUAAGCCUUUGUGGGGACGGGGCGGGGGAGAGACCAGGAAUGACAGGCAGACCUGGAUUUCUCCACAAUAGCAGAGGCCCUUCCUUUCCUAAGUCCCUUGUCACCACAUCAGAGAAAAUCUCUAAGGAGCCUGCCCCAUACAUACAUCGCUUGGUCAUUCCUGUAAUAAUGGGAAUAUGACACAGUACAAGUUGCCUUCAUCCCCACCUUCCGUAACUGUAGACAAAUUCCCAAUGCCAGGCAGCUCCCUGUGUGGGAUGAAGGGCGUUUGCUGGCUGGGUUCCUUUGGGUUUGGUUUAUUGCAGUAGAGCAGGGUAGAAGGUAGAGCAGACAGGCUUGCCCUGCAUGUUCCUCCUGCGAGCGAGUGCUCUCACCCUCCCCUUCGAGCUGCUUGCUGUGUUGUGAAAACCAGCCGGAAUUGGGUCAGGCCACCUCGCAGAUGUUUUCCUAGAUUUUGCACUAGUCCAUAUUAGCCUUGUCCUGCUGGGUUCUAGAAUCUACCUAGUUGUUUGUUUGUUUGUUUGUUUUAAGGCCUUCUCUGUGCAUUUGGUGUCGCCCUGCUAUGCAAAGCCUUCCCCAGCCCUUAGUUUCUUGAAAGGAAACGGUGGCAACAGUUGGCAAUUCUUUCUUAUGACAGGCUCAGGUGUACAGGUUCUUCUGGGUUCACGUGCUCUGUUGAAGCCUACUCCAUCUGUACAUAAAAAUGUCACUUUAGCCUGUGCUUACAGCUAAAGAGAUAUAUCUGCUCAAUAUGGUAACAAAGUUUUUGCUUAAACUAUUAAGGUGGAAGUAGUUAAAUACAGGCUAUUUUGUCCUUUUAGUUUACAAAAAAAAAAAAAAAGUUCCAUGUUGUAAGCACUGUGCUGAUGCAAGAAUUCUACAUCCCAACGAAACAGAGUGGUUCUGCAUCUCCACAAGUACUCCUGUACUCUCUAUUCAUAUAGCUAAGUAUAUAUGGGCUUACUCACUUAAGCUUGUUGCAGCAAGAGCUUUCCUACCAGUGGGCAAUAGAUUGCUAUGUUUUUAACAAAUUGUAGCAAAUUCUAAAUAAUCCUUUUUGUACGUAAUAGGACAUUUCAUCCUACAAAAAUAAAGUAAUGUUUUUGACAUUGGAUUCUGUGCAGUUUCUAAUGAAACAAUGGCUGGUUGGGUCAAUGUUUGUUAUAUUUUCUGAAGCUGUUGGCAUUGCCAAGUUGUACAGAGAGGUGGGGGGUGGGUAUGGGUUAUGGAUUUCUGAGACCAGGAAGAUGUUAAUUUCUUAUUUGUGUACUUAAUGGUAUAAAGACUUUUGCAAUUUCUAUCAUCAUAUAAAGACAUUUUAUAAUUUUAUCAGACUAUAGAGUUUUAGUCUUUCAAAAGGAAAUUUUGAAAAACGUACAUUAUUUCAAAAGCUGCUUUUCUACAAAUCUCAUGUGACAUACUUCUGCUACUUAAUAAAAGCAUUAAGCUUCGGCAGACAAGUGGUCUGAUGCGCAUUUGUGAUGCGGAUAGGGCUCAGGCUCCGUGCCUAUGAGUUGUAUUUCUUUGCUUUGAUAGAUUUCUUUGGCUAAAAGUAUUUUUUUAGCAUUUCCUGUGCUCAUCUCCAAAUUCACAAUUUAAGACCAUUUCUUAAGAGAUAUUUUCGUAAUAGCAGUAAGGCUUUUUUCUCCUGUGCAAAUUCUUCAGGGUUUGUAUUUACUGUCCUAUGCUAGGUCAAAGAAAUUGCGAUCUUUUGGAGGUGUUUUCUACAGUAAAAAUGACCUUUUUUCUAUUUGGAGUGGCCUGGAGUGCUAUGUAGGGACCCUGACCAUGUGCUGCCUGUUUGUAACCUUUCGUCUUAAGAUCUGCAAAUAAAACUUCUUUCCCUGU
Molecule: messenger RNA, 11558 nt
Organism: Mastomys coucha (southern multimammate mouse)
Lineage: Eukaryota; Metazoa; Chordata; Mammalia; Rodentia; Muridae
Gene: Bptf
Product: bromodomain PHD finger transcription factor
Exons: 31
Coding region: 114-8816 (2900 amino acids)
Biological process (GO): regulation of transcription by RNA polymerase II
Cellular component (GO): NURF complex
Molecular function (GO): RNA polymerase II cis-regulatory region sequence-specific DNA binding
Source: RefSeq, a predicted model, not a curated record